GUAAGACUUCGAACGUCGCAUAUUUACUUUGCAUUGUAAGUUAUAAAACGGUUCCACAAUGAAGAAACUGAUAUCAAUCUGUACAGUCAGUCAUUGGUGGGGUCAGAGAGUAUAAAUAUAUUUAACAAGCAUCAUCAGCCACUAGUGAACAACGUAUUCUUCAAUGAUGAACAUCGACUUCCAAGGAAAACGUAUCCUCGUUACAGGUGCCGGUCGAGGCAUUGGCAAAGAGCUGGCUCUGCGUCUUUCGAAGCUCAAUGCCCAGGUGAUCGCUCUGUCCAAGACGAAGGAGAACCUGGAGAAACUGCAUGCCGAGGAUCCACGUAUCCAGACCGUGUGCGUGGAUCUUCUCGACUGGGCCGCGGCCAGAAAAGCCGUCCAAAGUGUCCUGCCCGUCGAUCUCCUGGUGAACAAUGCCGCUGUCGCCAUUCUUUCUCCGUUCUUGAAGGCCACCGAGGAAGACUUCGACUUGAGCUUCAACGCGAACGUUAAGACGAUCCUGAAUGUCUCCCAGGUGGUUGCCGGGGACAUGAUCAAAAGGAAAGUUAGCGGCAGUAUCGUGAAUGUAUCUUCGCAGGCCAGCCAGGCUGCUUUAAGGGACCAUUCCGUUUAUUGCGCCACCAAAGGAGCGGUGGACAUGUUGUCCAAGACGAUGGCUCUUGAGCUCGGGCCGCACAAUAUUCGAGUGAACACCGUGAACCCCACGGUGGUCAUGACGGAAAUGGGGAAAAUAGGGUGGAGCAACCCGGAGAAGGCGCAAACCAUGAUAAACAAGAUACCAUUGGGUCGUUUCGCCGAAGUGGACGAAGUUGUGGAUGCAAUUGUUUACCUCCUGAGCGAUCGAAGCUCCAUGAUCAGUGGAGUGCAAUUACCGGUCGACGGUGGAUUUUUGGCGACGUAGAUCACCGAUCGACGAACAUCGAAUCUCAUUUAUAGACUGAAAUUUCAGGAUUUUUUAUAUAUUCGAGCUUCUACCCAUAUAGAAAAGCGUAAAAGCGUUCAAUAAAAUUCU
Molecule: messenger RNA, 1012 nt
Organism: Nomia melanderi (Alkali bee)
Lineage: Eukaryota; Metazoa; Arthropoda; Insecta; Hymenoptera; Halictidae
Product: L-xylulose reductase
Biological process (GO): xylulose metabolic process; glucose metabolic process
Molecular function (GO): carbonyl reductase (NADPH) activity; L-xylulose reductase (NADPH) activity
Source: RefSeq, a predicted model, not a curated record